AUGCCACUAUUGGACGGGAAAGAAAUCGACAUAUUUUUUAGUGAAGAAGAUUUGCCAUAUGAAGAGGAGAUUUUGAGAAAUCCUUUUUCAGUAAAACACUGGCUAAGAUACAUUGAACAUAAGAAAGCGGCUCCGAAACAUGAGAUUAACAUGAUCUAUGAGAGAGCUCUGAAAGAGUUGCCUGGAUCAUUUAAGCUUUGGUAUAACUAUCUAAAGUUACGAAGAAGUCAAAUUAGAGGGAAAUGUAUCACUGACCCUUGUUUUGAAGAUGUGAACAAUUGUUUUGAAAGAUCUUUGGUAUUCAUGCAUAAAAUGCCUAGAAUUUGGAUGGACUAUUGCACUUUUCUCACUGAUCAAUGUAAAAUCACUAUAACAAGGAAAGCAUUUGAUAGUGCUUUAAGGGCUCUGCCUAUAACACAACAUCACAGAAUAUGGCCUCUUUAUCUAAAUUUCUUGAAAAAACAUGAUAUUUCUGAAACAGCUGUCAGGGUGUUUAGAAGGUACCUCAAGCUAUGUCCUGAAGAUACAGAAGAAUAUAUUGAUUAUUUGAUCUCUAUAAACAAAUUGGAUGAAGCUGCAGUAAAAUUAGCUCAAAUAGUAAAUAAUGAGAACUUUCAAUCAAAACAUGGUAAAUCAAACCAUCAACUUUGGAAUGAACUUUGUGAGCUUAUAUCUAAAAACCCUGAUCAAAUCCAUACUCUGAAUGUAGAUGCUAUUAUCAGAGGUGGACUAAGACGCUAUACAGAUCAACUAGGUCAUUUAUGGAAUUCGCUGGCUGAUUACUAUGUAAGGAGUGGUUUAUUCGAGAGAGCUAGAGACAUUUAUGAAGAAGCUAUUCAAACAGUUACCACAGUUAGAGACUUUACACAAGUGUUUGAUGCAUAUGCUCAAUUUGAAGAACUUAGUUUAAGUAAGAAAAUGGAAGAAGUUGCUAAAAAGCCUAGCCCCACUGAAGAUGAUGAUAUUGAUCUAGAACUAAGACUUGCUCGAUUUGAGUACCUUAUGGAACGAAGACUACUGUUGCUCAACUCUGUACUUCUGAGACAAAACCCACACAAUGUGGCAGAAUGGCACAAACGAGUUAAACUUUAUGAAGAUAAACCUCAUGAAAUUAUUGAUACAUACACUGAAGCCGUGCAAACAGUAGAUCCUAAACUUGCUGUAGGCAAAUUAUAUACUUUGUGGGUUGGAUUUGCAAAAUUUUAUGAAAAAAAUGAACAAAUAGAAGAUGCAAGACUUAUUUUUGAAAAAGCAACACAAGUUAACUACGCUAAAGUUGAUGAUUUGGCAUCAGUAUGGUGUGAAUGGGCAGAAAUGGAAAUACGACAUGAGAACUAUGAAGAGGCCCUCAAGCUCAUGCAAAAGGCUACUGUUUUACCUAGCAGAAAAGUGGCAUAUCAUGAUGAUACUGAAACAGUACAGAUGAGAUUAUACAAAUCUUUGAAGGUAUGGUCUAUGUAUGCUGACUUGGAAGAAAGUUUUGGUACAUAUAAAUCCUGCAAGGCAGUAUAUGAUCAUAUUAUAGAUUUAAAAAUUGCAACACCACAAAUUAUUAUAAACUAUGGUCUUUUCCUAGAGGAACACAACUACUUUGAAGAAGCUUUCAGAGCCUAUGAGAAGGGUAUAGCAUUAUUUAAAUGGCCUAAUGUUUAUGACAUUUGGAAUACUUACCUAACAAAAUUUCUCAAAAGAUAUGGAGGUACAAAACUUGAAAGAGCCAGAGAUUUAUUUGAGCAAUGUCUGGAAAAUUGUCCACCACAAUUUGCGAAAUCUAUAUUUUUACUUUAUGCAAAAUUAGAAGAAGAACAUGGUCUAGCAAGACAUGCUAUGGCUGUUUACGAACGAGCGACAACUGCUGUACUACCAGAAGAAAUGUUUGAAAUGUUUAAUAUUUAUAUUAAGAAAGCUGCUGAAAUUUAUGGUGUACCAAAAACACGCCAAAUAUACGAAAAAGCAAUUGAAACACUUCCUGACGAAAAAGCAAGAGAGAUGUGUGUUCGCUUUUCUGAAAUGGAAACACGUCUUGGCGAAAUUGAUAGAGCGCGAGCAAUAUACGCUCAUUGUAGCCAAAUGUGUGAUCCUAGAAUUACUGCCGAGUUUUGGAAUACAUGGAAGGAAUUUGAAGUAAGACAUGGAAAUGAAGAUACUAUGAGAGAAAUGUUGAGGAUUAAGCGAAGUGUUCAGGCUACAUACAACACACAAGUCAACAUGAUGUCUGCCCAAAUGUUAAGUUCAGCAGCACAAGCGGCUGGUACAGUUUCUGACUUAGCCCCAGGAAUGAAGGAUGGUAUGAGAAUGUUAGAAGCCAAAGCUGCUGAAAUGGCAGUUCAAAGUAAAGGUAAUAUUGCAUUUGUGCGUGGUGAAACACAAGGUCUUAAAGAAAGUGGAGAUAAAGUUGUCAACCCUGAUGAAAUCGACAUUGAUGAAGAUUCUGAAAACAGUGAAGAUGAAGGCGAAGUUGCUCCUGUUCAGAAAAAAGAAAUUCCAGCAGCUGUUUUCGGAGGACUUAUGAAAGACAGCUGA
Molecule: messenger RNA, 2523 nt
Organism: Spodoptera littoralis (African cotton leafworm)
Lineage: Eukaryota; Metazoa; Arthropoda; Insecta; Lepidoptera; Noctuidae
Source: the annotation of a GenBank genome assembly